This is a messenger RNA of Podarcis lilfordi (Lilford's wall lizard), 22583 nucleotides long. NCBI's taxonomy places the organism in Eukaryota, Metazoa, Chordata, Lepidosauria, Squamata, Lacertidae. The record is from the annotation of a GenBank genome assembly.
ACUCCGUGACCCGGAAGAGGUUUGUCGCGGUUGCGGGGAGAAAGCGGAAGUGCUGAGUUCUGACAAAUUCUUCGCGGGAGAGUGCCGCUCAGAGAAUGAGGUGCGGAAGUUUGAAAUUAUGGUGUUUUUUUAAUGGUGGGAGAUCUUAUGAAUAUUAUGCUGGAUCAGGGCACGUGGGGCGGGGGGUCUUGCGGUCUAACGGCUGUUUCCAGUCUCUGAGGGGUGGGAGGGUGGAGAUCUGCGGAGGUUGCAUUUCGUCAGUCUUCAGGGCAGGGGAGAGGGUAGAUUUAAUACCUCAUCCAGAUAGAAACAUUGUUCUUAAGGCCGGUUGAAACGUCUAGGAAAAUAUGUAGCACGUUUCUGCCUGCGCUGUGUGUUGCACCCCUAGGAAAUGCUGGAUGGGAACUACGCGUUGCUCAAGAUACAGCAGCUGUAACACUGGAAGCCGUUUUGUAUUUGAUAUGAACUAAUAGGCUCUCCUUUCUAUUUUAUAUCAAAGGUUGCUGGCAUGGAAUGUUUGUGCACACUUAGGAAGAACCACUUGAUAAGCAACUUUCAAAUAUUGCAGCCAGCCUUGAUUUUUCUAAAAGCCUUGCUACUACCACCUCACUCUGGAUAUUCUACAGCAGCCUCCCCCAGUCUGGUGCCCUUCAGUUGCUUUAUGCUACAAAGCCCAUCAGCCCCAGUCAGUAUGGCUAGGAAACGAUGGUUCCAGUCGCAACAAGAAAGCGCCAGUUUGGGGCUGGGAGAGGCUGUUGUACAGGCUGCUUCUAAUUCUCUCAAAAUUGGCAGUCAAACCUGCACAAUUAUUUUUGAGGGACAGAAGAAGAGUUGUGAAGUAACAGCAACAGGAAAAACUACAUGCAAAAAAGACCCACUUCAAAUAAUGAACAGUAACCUGUUGUGAAAGAAUGUUUAGUUUCAAUAAGCACUGGCGUUAAAAAUUUAAAAAGUAUCAUAGAUCUUUCCAAAUGGAAAUGAGAGAAAUGUUUUGAUUAUUUGCAAAGCCCAUGGUAGAAUUGUUUCAUUUUCUUAUACAGUGGUGCCUCGCAAGACAAAUGCCUCGCAAGACGAAAAACGUGCAAGACGAAAGAGUUUUGCGUUUUUUGAGUCGUUCUGCAAGACGAAUUUCCCUAUGGGCUUGCUUCGCAAGACGAAACGUCUUGCGAGUUCUUGCGAGUUUGUUUCCUUUUGCUUAAAGCCGCUAAGCCGUUAAUAGCCGCUAAGCCGUUAAUACCCGCUAAGCCGCUAAUAGCCGUGCUUCGCAAGACAAAAAAACCGCAAGACGAAGAGACUCGUGGAAUGGAUUAAUUUCGUCUUGCGAGGCACCACUGUAUUUAUAUCCUGCCUUUUUCCCCAUCAUGGAACUCAAGAUGGUGUACAUGUGGUUUUCAGGCUGUCACCCAUCCAGGUACUGAUCAGAUCCCACCCAGCUUAUCUACAGUUCAUAUACCUUUAGACCACCACCACUGUGCUUUAUGCCUUGAUUCUAAAGGGUGUUUAAACAUUAGGACCAUCUAUUUCUAUGAAUAUUCCUUCAAAGUAAAACCUUUAGGGGAGAAGAUAAGAUCUUCAUAUGCCUGAGGAAUAGCAUCAUUUAUAUAUAACUUGAUGGUACAAAACUACAUAUGUAUCCAAACAUAGUUAUCUAAAAGAAAUAUUUUCCCAUUAUGGUGCUGUUCUAUUUCCUUUGCAGCACAGUAAGAUAUGUAUUCAGAAGUGAAGCCUAGUCUACACAGUCGCUUGUUUUCCUGUAACUCUCCAUCUCUUUUCCUAUCUAUAUCCAUUCUAUUAAACUGUAAUAGAUAUAUAAUAAAUAUAUUGCUUCAUAUGAGGAAUAUAUAUAUAUAUAUUUCAUAGUACCUACGGUAAAUAAUAUUAAGUGCUUAAUUUUAAAAAAGAUAUUGCAGCAAGAAUGUAUUAUUACACGCUGCUUGCUAUUUCAUGUUGCUUGUGGAACUAUUUGUAUGCUUUAUUUAAUUCAAUUCUGAAAGUUUGUAGGCUGCCCAAGGAGCAUGUUUGAUGGGGGGAGUAAAAGUGCCUUAACUAAAAAUAGCAGAAUGAGGUGGACUUUUUAGACCUCAGGUGAAGGAUGACAUAUUUUAAAUGCUAUGUGCAAAAGACCUUGUGUAUGUUUUAAAAACCAAAGCUAGUAUAUCAAAAAGGAAAGGUUUAAGCCCAGUGCACUCUUGGCUAUGCUGGGCUUUUUUCACAUGUGCAAAGACAAAGUUCAAAACUUUACUCAUUGUCCAGUCUACUACUUCUGAAUUAUAUUGCAUUAUAUUCCUGUGGGUGUAGGCAAUAUCUAUCUUCCAUUGAUUUCAAUGCAACUUCCAAGCAUUUUUUGUUAGGUUGAAGCCUCAAACUGCAUUUGCUUACUUGAGCAAAAGUGUUAUUAGCACAGUGGAACUUAGCUCUGAGUAAAAGCAGAUAACUGACAGCCCAAUUGUAUUCAUGUGUGCGUUUACAAUUCAGUACCUUCUCCAACUGAAGAGCCUACUGUUGACUUGAAUCCAUUUACUGAAGAUGAAGCAGGAGAAUUCCCGAAGUGCAUCCUAUACUGUGGAGUGUGAAGAUUACGUCCAUGUGGUAGAAUUCAACCCAUUUGAGAGUGGCACUGCAGAAUCACUCAUUGCAUAUGGUGGCAAUAAUUAUGUGGUUGUUGGGACCUGCAGGUUCCAGGUUAGUAUGCUUCAUAGAUCUGAAGCUUAUUAAGAAGGCAUUGUAACUUGAAAACAAAUAUGGCUAUUAGUUUUGAGAAGCUGAAAAUGUGAAUGAUGCACUGGGGAAGAAAAUAAGUUCUAUGUAUAAGUGUGCACAAUAAUUUUGUAUCCAUUGGUUGUCAUCUUUUUGUCUUUAUUGCCAAAGAUACCUACGGUGGCAUAUUACAUUUAAAAGGCACAGUCUUUUUUAAAAAUAAAUAAAUAAAGAAGCAUUUAUUUGGUUGUUUAUUUAACAAUAUAUAUUUGCAAUGCAGUUUAUAUUUGAUUAGCAUUGAUUUAUUUCUGGGGGAAAGCCCUUCAUAAAGCAUUCCAUAGAUAACACUCACUAGUUUGGAAUACUUAUGAGAGAAACCUGAGGGACCUGGGAGAAGCAACAUGGCUUCUUUAGGAUUCCAUACAUGGGGAUAGAAUGGUAUUGCUGUAACACAGUCCUAUGCAUGUCUGCUCAGAGGUGUGUCCCUAUGCGUCUGAUAUACCUUACCCCCAGGUAAUUAUAUAGAAUCUGCAAUACCAUGUAGUCGGGCCCCAAAUAAAUAAUUCAGGGGCCAUGUUGUUUGUCAAGUCUAUCAUAUCACAAAAUAUUUGAGAUGUUUUAUUACUUGCUCACAAGUACAUUGCAUGUAUCUGUAGGAUGAGGAUACAGAAGUGGAAGGAAUUCAGUAUAAAACGCUAAGAGUUUUUCAUCAUGGGAUUAGAGUUGAUGUCAUUGCAUGGAGUCCAGAAACUAGACUUGAUGCUUUAUCUCCCCAAAUACGGUAAUGUAUCCAGCUAAAAUGUAAACUUUCUUGGUCAUUUUUUAUUGUGCUAAUAACACGUCUACAGUCGUACCUUGGUUUUUGAACAGCUUAGUUCUUGAAAAUUUUGGCUCCCGAAUGCCGCAAACCCAGAAGUGACUGCUCCAGUUUGUGAAUUACUUUUGGAAGCCGAACGUCCAACAGGGCUUCCGUGGCUUCCAAUUGGCUGCAGGAGCUUCCUGCACCAAUCAGGAGCCGUGCUUUGGUUUCUGAAUGUUUUGGAAAUUGGACAGACUUCCUGAACAGAUUCUGUUCAACUUCCAAGUUACGACUGUACUCAGAAGCAAGUCUCAUUGAAUUAUAUGGAGUUUACUCCAAGGUAAGUGUGUGUAGAACUGCAGCCUUAGACAACUGAUCCUGGAAAGUCAGUUAGGAAUGUGAUGGAUAAACCUCUGUGUUUAAAAACCAAUGCUACUGAAUAUAUAAAAUAAACUCUGCACUUGACUAACAAAAUGUGUGCUGGAACAGGGAACGAAACAAUGUGGUGAUCUGUCAUACAAGCAGUACUUGAGUGUCUUUUGUGAAACAAUGCCCAUUCACUGAAAGUCUUAAAGAAAUCUGUCCAGAUAAGUAUUAGCAUUAAUCUGUAGCAACAAGACCGGUGUGGAGUGGGGGAACUCUGCCAAAGUACCUUUUGUUAAACCAAGUUUUAACAAGUUUUUGUAAGCAGCCUAAUUCGUCACAUGCAAUAAUUUGCCAGUACAGAGGGACAGAAGCAAUUGGUCCCCUUAUGCUAUGCUGUGUGCACAGCCAACCCAGAAAUAGAGCCACGUCUGCUAUGUGAACGGCACUUUCUCCUGUAGCUAUCCAAGGCAGAAGAAAACUCUUCAUGCGUUCCAUGUGGUGCUGCGUUGUGCAGCUGGGUCUGAGAGCCCUGGUCGCCAGGGUAAAUUGUCAUUUGCUUCUUUCCUCUGAGGCAACUCAGACUUUGGUAAGGUGUCAUAGAAGUUUUUGCCUUUUCAGUUUUUGCCUGUAGCAUUUUAUGUUAAAUCUGAUUAAGUUACAAUAUUAAGCUGAAGAAACUUGAGUAAUUGAAACUUGAGUAAUUGAAAGUGUUGAAUGAUAUUUAAUUAUUUGACUAGCACUACUAGCAUAAUAGGCAUUGACUCAGAUCCCUUCUUGGGUUUUGUUCCUGCUAUCUUCUUAAUUUUCGUAAGUGUUUGGCUAUCAGCUACAAGUCACAUAAAUGCUAUUGAUUAGCUCCACACAUCAAUACAUAUAAGUUGUUCCUAACAUACUAACCUACAAAAUCAGGAGCGGUAUUAUUUUCUUUAAUUGCAAGUGAUUCCUGCCUGGCUGUGAUCUAAUGUGUAUGUUCAGAGAAAUAUGGCAUAUUAUUUUUCAUUUUAUAAUGAAUAAUGCAAAUUUACUUAGAGAAAUCCAUCUUUAAUAACAUUGCCAACUAUAUUUCACUUGUAUGGAAUGACCGAAUGUAUUGCUUGUCUAAUUACCUUAGAUUUUGUACUGCAGCUGCUGAUAAGAAAUUAAGGUUAUUCACCUCAGAUCUCCAAGAAAAUAAUGGAUAUAAGGUGAGGAGAAACAAAUUAUAAUGAUAAAUGCUAUUUUGUGUUCUUUAUUUAACAUGCCAACUUUUUAAAAGUAAAUAUUGUUGGAGUGGUAGUUAUGAAGUUACAUAAAUAUUGUAAACCUUAAAUCAUUUAUUUUAACACUUUUAAAAUAAGUGUGUUCUUGCAGAACAAAACCAUUGUAUACUACUUAAGGCAAAAUUUUAAUAAAAUGGAUAAAUGUUUUUUAAUUGUCUAGUAAUUGUUCAGUCUAAAAUAGAUGCAAAUAGGAACAUAAAGGUAGAGCAAUAUAUGGCAUGCUAAGGAAUAAGAAUACCAGAAAUAAUAUGCAGAGUGGUGCCUGAAUAAUUUAUGGAAAUAAUAGCCAGGGAACUGUUUUACAAGAAGAAAUUAAAAUCUUGUGUCUGAUAAAUAUUCCUAUUGAAGCAGCUACUAUUUUAUAAUUGAAUAUCACUUUAAUCCAUGAUUAAGUAUCACUCUACUUAUCCUUCUUCAAAACAACCUCCCGUACAUAUCCAAAUAAUGUUGAGAUGCUACCAGUCAUAGUUGUGAUAGUUUUAAAACUACAACCUACACUAUUGUGAUUACAAUGGUUUAUUAACACUCCCAGGUUGAGCUGAUAGUUCAAGCUGCCAGAAAGUCUGUACUGGUGCUAGACUUGAUAUAUUAACAUUCUGAUUUAUAACUAAUGUCAGUGGAGCUUCUUUGAUGAAUGAUGUUAAUCAUGUAUCUAAACUGUUUGUUUUUACCAUAUAAUUGAUGUGAGCAAUGCUUAUUACAGCUUGAUCAGACAAGAAAGAGAUUUCCAUAGGUCCUUGUGUAGUAAAAUAAACAGUAGUUUGAAUGUCAAUUGAUUAAACAUGUAAUUGUUUGAAUUGGUAACAUGCUGAGACUUGCAAGACUAAAUACAAAAAUGUAUAAUGAUUAUUCCGAAAACACUACAAAUUAUAACAUGCUGGUUUUGAAUGCCAGUUCUGUAGUAUUCCUUCAUUUACAUUGUUCUCCAGUAGAACUAUUUUAGGUGUAUGGUUAAAGAAAAUGAUUGUGUCAUCUUAUGUUCAAUAUUAAAACUUUGCUACCCACUUUGUAGACAAAAUGGCUAAUAUGCAGCCAAACAUGGCCCAGUUAGUUUAAAAACACCAAGGCAGCAGGUGUUCAGUCUUGUCCUGGUUCUUCUGUUUCUCUGUUUCUGGAUCACUGGAUCACUCCCACCAAUGGAGAGGCUACAGUUGCAGCUUGUAUGGGUGAUCAUCUGCAAGUUGUUUGAACAUGUUCAUGUUGAAAGCCAGCUUGGAGAAGCUGGAAACUUUGUCUGCUGGUAGUGGUAACGGAGGAAUAAAGUGCCAGUUGGCUGUAAAAAUAUGACUAUUUGGCCCUUAUUUGAAAGAUUAUAUCUGGAUGAAUACCGUAUUUUUCGCCCCAUAGGACGCACUUUUUCCCCUCCAAAAAUGAAGGGGAAAUCUGGGUGCAUCCUAUGGGGCGAAUGCAGGCUUUCGCUGAAGCUUGGAGAGCGAAAGGGGUCGGUGCGGGAACUCCCGCAGGGCUCCCCAUGCUGCAGAUAGCAGCCUGCCGCCCUGCGCGCGGGGCGCCCUGAAGCAGAGCGCCCCUCGCGCCGGGCAGACAUCAGCCAGCCCCACAAGCUCGGGGGACAGCGGGGAGGCGCAGCGCCGCCAUCCCGCUGUUCCCCGACCUGGUUUUAGGGGAGAAAUAAAGGAAAACAUUUUUUCCUUUAUUUCCCCCCCAAAAAACUAGGAGCGUCCUAUGGGUCGAAAAAUACAGUACUUCUCUAACUAGCUAUUUCCCUAUUCCCAACUUUCCUUCCUAGAAACAACUGGAUUUCAUUAGUAUUCAGACCCCAUCAAUACAGCUUUUAGAUAGUAUGAAUUUGUCAUCCAUGGCCACAAGGUCAAUAUUUGCUUAGAAAUCAGCAGGGUCAGUUACACCCUUCUUGUUCUCAAUUAUUUUUUCUGCAGCCUUGUUGAUUAUGAAGUAUUAGUUAUACAGCUAUGGGGUCUGCAAUGCUUUUUUUGAGCAAAUUGUCCGGGAGCAAGAACCCUCAUGGGCACCUUUCCCUGAACCUGAAGAACAGUGUCUCCCACACUCUCUCACCAAGGCAACUGUGCAGGGACAUCAGCAAAUGGGAGGCUAUGGGACACAAGAGAAGUGCCUCUAUGAAGGCUAGAGGGUUGGCAUUUGAGUUCUCCAAAAGGGGGCAGAGCCCAGGAGGGUGGAUUGGAGGCAGGGGCUCAAAAACCUCAGCUCCAACCCUAGUUGGAGCAAAUUGCUCACUAAAAUUUCUCCUUGGUGUUGCAAGAAUUGAUCUGCCUUCCCCCUUUAUCCUUGGGACUAUAAUAGGACAGUGGUCAUCUUCCUGUCAUGCCCUUCUCUGUGGCAUCCUAUAAAGGUCUGCUUUGCUCCAACCCCACUUUUAGUGAGUGUCUGGGGUUGCUAGGUGAGGUUUUGUGCAGGUAUGGUGUUAGGUUCCAUUGAUAUGCUCAUUUCACGAGGCUGCAGUUAGUGGCUGCUAGGCUGUCAUGUUUUGAACUAGCUAUCUCCUAAAACAGAUAGGUCUCUGAGAGCCUUAUUGUUAUCCACACACAAUUAAAGAUAGUUGUUUUAUGCUGCAAUGCUCUAAAUUGCUUGGGUCCAACACAAGCCAUUUCUUUUGUCCCCUGUAUCCUUCCCUGACAGAUAAUAAUUAAGAUCUUCACUUUACAUUUGCUUGCUUGUACCAGUUGUUCUUUAACUUGCUUUGUUUAAUUUAUAACAAAAAAUAUUUCCACUUUCUAUCAACAGACUUUGGAGGGCCACUCAGAUUACAUUAAUGAUGUGGUAUUUUCACCUAAAGAAGGUCAGGAAAUUGCAAGCGUGAGUGAUGACCACACUUGCAGGUAUGUAUUCUUCUAAACACAUGAAUUUAACUCUCUCUACAUAUUUUGAAUUAAAACUAGAACAUUGGUCACUGAAGCAAUUCUCUAAGUAUGAACUACGUAAUUUCUAAAAGGGCUGAUAUUCCACGCAGUACAGUUUUUCAGAAGAUUGCAUAUAAAAACUGACUAAACUUAUUUUAUUCCCUGUGUACUGCUUUAAAAAAUACUGUGUGUUUGUACUUCCCUGCAAAUUACUUAAAAAAAAAAAAACUGGCUCACUUUGCUAAAUAUGGAAAGGAAAAACUUGUAAUUGCAGGAUUUCAAGCCGUUUUAUGAAAUUUUUUAAAAAAAUAAUUCAUAGAAUACAUGCAGGUCCUGCUUUACUGAUGCAAUGCAAUCCCUGGAAAUUGUUCUUUAGGUGAGCGUUUGCAUAAAAAGUCCGCAAUUGCCAUUGUUUCCUUUGGAAACAUUUCUCAUAGAAAUUUCUGAGGCGGAAUUUGUCCACUGUCUUUCCCCCCUUUCCAUGAUUUCUUCCUGAAAUGGCUGCUGACAGGGUGGGGGGCGGGAUGGACCAAGGAAGUAAGGAAGCUGGAAUAAGUGAACCUGCAGAGCAUAUAGCAAAGUUUGGGCAUAAGUCUUUAAGUGCAGAUAAGCAAGCAUGUGGAGAGCGAGAUCUGCAUAAAAUAUUUGUUGAGAGGAGUGGGACUUGGAAGUUUAUACAGUUUUAUGAAUCAUAUAAUUUACUACUCACUUGUUCUUGUGUCCAUCCAGCAUUUGUUUUCUACACACACACACACACACACACACACACACACACAAGCCUUUUACUUUAACUCAUAGGAUGAUGUCCAACAUUGUACGAGCAAGCUUCUUCUUAUGCAGUGGGACUUACCUUCUCAUCCCUCUCCCCAAAUCUGCUCCAGAGUGCCCCCAAUUUGGAACUGCAGGGACUGUGUAAAGAGGGAGGGAAAGCCCCAUUCACUAGUGGAAGUGUGUUCUACAGGCAAGUGGCCACAGUUGAUUUUCACUCAUGAUGUAGAAUGAAACUAGAUUUUUAAGUACAGUGGUACCUCUGGUUACGUACUUAAUUCAUUCCGGAGGUCCGUUCUUAACCUGUAACUGUUCUUAACCUGAAGCACCACUUUAGCUAAUAGGGCCUCCCUCUGCUGCCGCCGCACGAUUUCUGUUCUUAUCCUGAAGCAAAGUUCUUAACCAAAGGUACUAUUUCUGGGUUAGCGGAGUCUGUAAGUAACCUGAAGCGUCUGUAACCUGAAGCGUCUAUAUAGUGAAGUUAACAACAACUACAUAGGCUUCAAACUCUCUCCCUUGAAGAGGGCCUGCUCUACACAAACUGAAGCAAUGUAUUUGGUUAGUACUGCUGUCUAGUAGUUGCUGAGCAUGAAUACAUUCCCCAUCACUCGUUGUAGCACUUUCCUCCAAGUCAUAAUUUCCAUGUGGUAGGAAAAUGUUGUAGUUCUAGUACGUUCCUGCAUGACUGCUGCUUUUUGUUCAGGGUUUUAUUUUAUUUUAAUUUUUUGCCGCUCCCCAUUUUUCUUUGCUGGCCUGUUUGUUAUUUGGACAGUUAGGAUGGAUACAUGCUGUAAGAACUGAAAGAAGAGCUAUACCCAAGGGUAUUCUAGGCCGCUUUCCCCCUUUGCUCCUCUCAUCACAGCCUCUGCCAAAACAUGUUGUUCUGGGAGUCAUCCUGCACAUUCAAAAACCGUUUCAGCCCUUUGGCAGUGGUUGUGCAGUGUUUUUUGUCUUUUAUUCUCAGCGGUCUUCCCUUCCUUCACCCCCCCUUUACCCCUCAUUUUGCAGUACUUCAGCAGUAAGACCAGGCUAAAUUAUUUUUCAAAAUAGCUUAAGAAAUGUAGCUUGCCUUAUCCUAAAAUAUGCUCAGGCUAUAUAAACACAUGGAGUGUACCAGCUGUUUUGGCAGUGUGAUGUUAAGAGGCCAAGAUACUGCCCUAGUGUUGAUUAGAAUGUUAACUUUAGUAUUGGAAUGCUAGUUUUGUUUGCAAAUAGAGCAUUUAACAUUUUAGUUGUAUGUUUUUAAUAGAAAAGUAAUUAUUUAACUUUUACCUGUGGUAGAAAAAUCACCCGGAAUAUAUAAACGCUUUGUUUUCCAAUUGUAAAUAAAUCUUUUCUCUCUCUCUAAAGACAUGAACUUACAAUGUUCACCAAUUUAGCUGUUAUGUACUGUAAUGCUUUACUAGGGAAUAUUUGGACUUGGAUUAAAGAUUGUGACAUAAGGAGAAUAUUUGCUGAUCCUUGGAUUCUAGGGUUUCUGCCCACUUUUUGUUGUAUUCAAAUGUGUCCUACAGAUGUGAUCCAUUCCCCCCCUCCCCAGUUUAGCACUUAAUCAUUACAAAGAACCGGACAAUAUGCAAGUUUGUGACUUGCUACAGUAUCUAGGCAUCUCAGAAGCAGAGUAAAUUUCUGAAACAAAAGUAUUACCUGAUCCCUUAUAACUUAGUUGUUAGCAUUAAUCAUAAUAUAUGCUCACUUUGCAUAAUUGUUCUGCUGUGAAACAUUUUGUAACAAAUGCCAAGUAUUUUCUGCUUGUCAUUUUUUAUUACUGUGCCCAGGAAAGGCCUAUUGCUAGACUGUAAAUUCUUUAGAAAUGAAAUCAUUGUCUUUAAAAGAAAAAAAGAAAAAGAGAUCAUAGAAAUUUUAAGGUCACUGUAGAGAAUCAAGUUCAGGUUGUAAGGAUAAUCAGGCUUGCAGUAUGAGAUAAGGAUAAAAGUACUUUCAGCAUUUUUUCACAUGUGGCAUUUCACUCGCCUCCCAAAGAUUACAUAUUGGUUCUUCACUUUUCUUUAGACGCUUGCUGUAUGUAAGUUAAAACAAUAUAGCAACCUUGCAAAGAAGUACAAAAAAAUUACUAUCCCAAAAAAAGUUUUACUUGCCCACCUGUGCAAAAAUUAGCUAUGUUAGAGCAGUUGUUAUAACGUCUAAGCCAGCUCUCCCCAACCUGAUACUUUCCAGGUAUUAUUGGACUGCAACUUUAAAGUCCCAGUUAGCCAAUGGUCAGGGAUAAUGGGAGUUAUAGUCCAACAAUAUCUGGAUGGCACUAGAUUGGGGAAGCUUGGUCUAUGGAGUGGGUUUCUUGCAUCCUUAGUGGCCACUGCCAGUGGGAGGAGCUGCAGGCUCUCCAGCUACCUGUGUGAGGAGAACCUCUGUCUCUUGGUCAGAAAACAUUUGGCACUACCUGGCCCUGGUUGGCAAAUAACACCCUCCAAGGGGUUUAUUUCUGUUUCAGACCUUUUAAAGACCAGCAGGCAGCUAAGGACUAGGGAGAAGACCUUUUGUACCCCUAGCACUUAAUCAACACUGCACUGUGGUUUGGGGUUUUUUUAUGUAAGUUUUUGUGUGUGUUGAUUUUAUCUUAGUUGCCAUGGAGAACAGAUAUAAUAGCUAUUUUGUGGGCUGAAGCUGAAAAAAUGCCCCUACUUUUAAAAGCUUCCCUGUCUGGCCAUCUGGAGGCCAAGUCUUACUUGCCACAGGCAACCAGGUGAGUGCCUAUAAACAAGUUGGUGAGAGAAUUGCCAGUUACUUCUUCAGCACUUGAAUAGUCAGUGCCUUGCGUUGUGAAGUGUGCAGUUUAAAUGCAAACUUUCAGUUCUCCCAUGCAACCCUGACAUCCUUUUAUAAGGUUCCUUCUGAUAUGGAGACCUGAAUGCACUCCAGAAUUUUGCAUUCCCAGGGUUAACAAGGACAGCCAAGAUAAAGAAAAGAUACAGUUUAUUGUAGCAAAAAUGGAAUUAGCAUAUUCAUUGAAGAUAUUAAACAGACUCUGUGAAUAGCACUCUAGCAACAGACUACAUUUAAAGGAGUUUAAAAUUACUACAAUAGUUCUAAAUAAUUAAAAUGGUUUAAAAGGCAUCUUUUUAAAAGUAUGCAUGAAAAUUCAUAGAAAAGCUAGGAUGUAGUAAAAUUGAUCAGAGAAACAGGAUGGGAAAGAUGUUGCCUGGAGCAAAGAGAAGAGAAGCUUGUCUGAAGGGAGAGAUGAGAUGAAUGAUGACUAGAACAACUUGCUGUAGAAAGAGAAGAGGUGAAGAAGGAGGUUUGAACUGUGAUUUUGUGAGGCUUUGGGAAAGGUUUUAGGAAGAAAGCAAGUGAGAUACUUUGGGGCAAUGGCUGAGAGUAUAAGUUCUGUUUUUGCAGUGGGUGACUAUGGGCAGCGAGUAACAGAGAAUACGAAAUUCUGGGGUGAGACACCCAAAGCAUAGCAAGGGAAGGAAGAGGAGGUUUCCCAAGAAACAGGGAUUUGAUAGGUGAAGGGGAGAGAAUGUAAGGGUUUGGGCAUAUGAUAGACUGGCCUGUGAAGUGGUGGUGGGGGGAGUAGUACCUUUCCUUAUUUCUGUGGCGCUGGUGUUGAGUACGGUGGAGGAGAUGGUACCUCUUCAGCAACAGAAAGGGGAUGAGAAAAAGAGAAAUGGGUGGGGGAGUAAACAGGAGACCUAUGCAGGAAAAUGAGUUCUCUGGUAUCCAAAGUGAUAUGGGAGGAUGGCAGAGAUUUACAGUAAAGGAGACAGCAAUCAGUGCAUCUAGCAGGUGAUACAACUCAUCUUUCUUGACUGUGCCCUGCCUAAGUUACUCUCCAGGCCAGAACAGUACUUCUGUGAAACAGAGCCUGGGAUCAAGAGAUGAUCAUCUGUGCAUGUACAUGGACAUUUUUCUCUGGCAGCUCUUGGGGUGAUAUUUUAGAGGACACCCCCCCCCCAGUCUUCAAGGGGAUGCUGUUCAGAGGGCAGCUGCUGUAUUCGGGGGGGGGAGGACAACAUGUUUGUGGAGGACACAUUGGGUUGUAUCCAACAAAGUUAUACUCUGAGUAGUUAGCCAUGCCCAUUUAUUUCAGUGAGGGCUAUUCUGAGUAGGGCUAGUGUUGAAAGUAGCCCUUUAUGUGGUGCUUUUGCUCCAGGCCAAUAUAAAAUAUGAUAGGGAAGUUCCAAAUGUAUUUACUUAGAAAAAGAGCCUCUUGAAAUCACUGGGAAUUACUUGCAUAGAUAGGUAAUAUUAAGCACAGGAAGUCCUGACAAUCUAAAACCUGUACUUAAGCUUUCUUCCCAGGUUAGUAAUAAUUUAGCAGUUUUCAAAUAGAGCUUUCCAAAUAUGCAUUACAUGUGCCUCUGAAUCAAGCCAUCUCCCAAACGCAGUCAAAAUGCCUGCAAAGAAACAUCUGUUAAGGAUGGUCCAUAUAAUAUGAAUUAUGACUUCUUUUGAUUUAACAAGAAGGGAGGAAGGAGGGAUUGUCGUCAUAAUUUGUGGUUGCCUGGAAAUCUGAACUAAACACUAUGAAGAAAGUAUAUUCCAGUUUAUAAAAAUUCUCCAAAACUAAAACUUGGAUGUGCAUGAAAAUGUUGACUAAAUGCCUGAACUAAAACGUUCUAUUUGCAUAGUUUUAUGCUUCCUUUGGUACAAACCUCUGCCCAGUAUUUUUUUUAUUACUGCUUUGAUUUUUCUUAAUAAUUUGUUUUUUCUUUUCCCUAUGGAUUCUGCGGCCUUUCAGUGAUUGAACAAUUGUUUUUAAUGUUGCCUGCCUCUUAUCAGCCUGCCUUCCAUCAAGAACUCUGUGCUUAGGUGGACUGUAGAGGGGGAAACAAAGGAGAGCAAAUUAUAAUUUUUAUUGUUUAGCAUCUGCAGUCAGUUUGUUGUAGCAACUAACAUUGCAGUCCUAUUUGCUCCUGAUCUGAAUUUUACCUGUUUUUUGUGCAGUUAAAAUGGAGAAAAUGGCAGGAUGUUUCAUUGUUAACAAACAUGCCAUAUCUCAACUUUGAACUAUCCUAAUUUAUUCAAAAUUAAGUGCUCCUUGAAUAUAUCACAGAAAAUCUACAUAUGAAAAAUUUAUUUUUAGUUUAUUUAUUUAUUUAUAAAAUAUUUAUAUACUGCUGUAUCAUAAAAAUGUAUCACAGCUGUUGGCAACAAUAUAAACACAUAAAACCAGACGAUCAUAUAAAGUUAAAAACAAGAGCAAAAAGAAACAAACCUCAAUAGUCCAUUGUGGGGUGUACUCUUAAUUGCCUGCAUAGACCUGGUGGAAUAGAAUUUUUUUUAGCAAGGGUUUAAAAGCUGGCACAGAAGGUGCCUGCUGAAUAUCUAUUGGCAGGGUGUUCCACAGGACCGGGCCAAUGAUACUAAAGGUUCAAUUUCUCAUUGUUGUCAAAUUAGCCUCACCAACUCAGGGAACAACCAAAAAUGCUCCUGCAGAUGAUCUUAGUGAUUGAGCUGGAGUAUAAGGGUUCAGGCGAUCCCUGAGGUAUCCUGGAUCCAAGUUGUUCAGGGCUUUGUAAAUCAAUAGAAGAACCUUCAACUUGGCUCGGUAGCAGAUGGGCAGCCAGCACAGCUGUUCUAACAAUGGUGUCACAUGUUCUUGACCAAAUGCUCCCAUCAGCAAUCUGGCUGCAGCAUUCUGUACCAGCUGGAGCUUUCAAACCAGACCCAAAGCAGACCCACACAGAGCACAUUACAGUAAUUUAGCCUUGAGGUUACCAAUGCAUGGACUACAGUGGACAGGUUAUCCCUGUCCAGGAACAGUAGUAGUUGACAAACCAGACAAAGGUGAAAGGCAUUCAUAGCCACAGAGGACACUUGGUAUCCAGGACUACCCCCAAACUACACAUUUGCUCCUUCAAAGGAAGUGCAGCCCCAUCCAUAACAUGUAACUUGCUAGUUUCCUGAACAUGGGAACCACCCAUCCGAAAAGCCUUUGUCUUCCCAGGAUUCAAACACAGUUUAUUGUCCCUCAUCCAGUCCACCAGUGCAAGCAGACAUUGGUCCAGAGCUUUCACAGGCUCUCUUGAUUCAGAUGUUAUGGAGAAGUAGAACUACAUGUCAUCGGCAUACUGGUGACACCUCACUCCAAAACUCCUAAUGACUGCACCCAGUGGCUUCCGAUGAUUAAUUGGUCUCUCCUGGGAAUGCUUCAGUUGUUGUGCAACCACCCUCUCCACCACCUUUGCCAAGAAAGGAGUGUUGGGUACCGGUUGGGCUUUUUGAGUAGUGGAUGCAGUGGGCACCACUCCAUCACACAAUGAUGCAUUUACCAUACCUAAUAAGCCAGGGUGGACAAGGAUCUAAUGAGCAGGUGGUCGGGUGCAUCACUGGCACUAUCUUGUCCACAUCCUCAAGCCUCAUCAACCGGAAAUGGUCCCACAACACCAAGCUCGAUGUUGCAUUGGACGCCUCGGUUUAUACUGUCUCAGUUGUUGUUUAGUCAUUUAGUCGUGUCUGACUCUUCGUGACCCCAUGGACCAGAGCACGCCAGGCACUCCUGUUUUCCACUGCCUCCCGCAGUUUGGUCAAACUCAUGUUCGUAGCUUCAAGAACACUGUCCAACCAUCUCGUCUUCUGUCGUCCCCUUCUCCUUGUGCCCUCAAUCUUUCCCAACAUCUGGGUCUGCUAGCGUCUCAGUAGCAGCAUCUAAAUCACAGCGGAGCCAAGCAACUUUAUCCUCAAAGUGUUUAGCCAUCCAGUUACAGUGAGUUCCCAUGUGUUCCAGAGGUCUGCCCCCCUGGUCAGGAGCAACCUCUGGACCACGUGGAACAGCUCCGCCAGACAGCUCCUCAAGAAUGCAGUGGAGGCAACAGAGUAGGAUCUUUUUGCUGCCCUCAUCACCACAUCGAAGGCCCAGUUGUGAGCCUGAACACAUGGUCAGGUGGCUCCAACUUCUGGUCCAUCCCUCUCCCAGCCUGGCAGCGCUUUGCAUCCCCUUUGGAGUUCCCCUCUUCCUUUGAGUUGAUCUUUCUGAGACCAACUACCAAGGACUUCAUAGUGGAACUGUGGUUCAAUAUGGAACUUCCCAGUUCUUCAGCUCAUACUGUGUCAGCUUUCAUGUGACUGCACGUGCAUCUACAGUGGUACCUCAGGUUAAGUACUUAAUUCGUUCCAGAGGUCCGUACUUAACCUGAAACUGUUCUUAACCUGAAGCACCACUUUAGUUAAUGGGGCCUCCUGCUGCUGCCGCACCACCAGAGCACGAUUUCUGUUCUCAUCCUGAAGCAAAGUUCUUAACCUGAAGCACUAUUUCUGGGUUAGUGGAGUCUGUAACCUGAAGCGUAUGUAACCUGGAGCGUAUGUAACCCGAGGUACCACUGUAUUAGGUUUAUAUGUGCUUUUCUUUUUUUUCUGGCAUAGGGAUCUGGUCAUCUACAAAAUGUGCAGUAUCUGAAGGGGCUCCAGUAGGACUAUAUUGUAGUUGGGGAGGUGGUAAAGGUUGUUGAGCAUAUUUUGCUCUUGGAGGAUGUUCUGUUACUGAACAUGAUCUUUAUACAUCCACAAAACAUAAAGCAGAUACAGGCCUGACACUAAAGCAUAAAUCAGAAAAAUAUUGCUGCCUGCACCUCAACUCCUUUGCCUUUGGGAAAGGGACAUGAUGUUCCCUGGCCAAAAUGAUUCACCAUCUUGAAUUGUACUACGCUCCUCUUCCCUGCAUAGUAAACACAUCCAGAAAGUGUUGAUUUGACUUGGAAAGACCUACAAGGCAAAACCUUUGGCAGCAGAAGAAAGGGCUUUGUCUGUAAAUUACCUAAUCAAGUAGAUAUUCUUUGUUUUCACAAAAUGUGGAGUUUUUAAAAAUAAGGAUGCUGAUCUUUCCAAAUUUGGAGGCCCUAGGAUUUUUGCAGGGAAAACAAAUAUUUGAUCUGUUGAGGUUUGGCACAGAAAGGCUCGCACUGUUAAUUAAUUGUAUUUAUUUUAUUUCACAUCUAUUUUGUCUAGACUUGACUAGACAUUUUACUAAAGAGUGUGUUCCGAUGCUAAUAUAAACUUUUCACAGCCCUGGUGAGAAAUGAACUCAAAAGAUCUCUAAGCAAAACUUAACUUAUAAAAUAUUUUGCUAUUUGGUAUCUUUUAAAGGAAAGUUAAACUGAACAUUUUCACUUAAACAUUUACGAACAAGAAUACUUAACACCAUGGUAAAAUUACACAAUUAAGUCAAGUGAAAAUCUAUAUUUGAUAUCAUUUUUAUAUAUUGAAUGUGGGAGGAUUAUCCAAUUGGUCAUAGUCCUAUUUUUCCAGUAAUCAAAGUUAUCAUAUUAAAAAAAAAUGGUUAUAGUUAAGGCAUACUUUGCAGACACCCCACAGCAGCCUUCCCUAAUCAGGAGCAUGACUGUGCUUGCUAGGACUGAUGGGAGUUGUAGUCCAAAAAUUUUGGAGGCCACCAGUUUGCAGAAGACAGCCUUCUUUGAACAGCUUCCUGUUGCAUAAAUUUGUGAAUUGAAGAGCCUGCAAAUGCGAGGGAGAUAAAUGGCAGGGCAUCUGCCUACAGUGUCUUCUGUUUUACAUUGGGGAGCACACACACCCUGCCCCCAUUUGGGGAAGUGAAACAAAGAGGGUAAAGCAUAAGCUCUUUAUAACCUGCAGGGGUAUAAAACAUGGCAGAAGAAAUAGGAAGGAAAUGGGUACAUUAUAGGGUUAUUCAAAGACUCCCCUUGACAUAUACAGCAGGCCACUUUGCAAAGUGUUACUGAAGCCACCUCCAAGUUUUAACAGAAAUCUUACAAAGGAAAAUGCUUAAAAAGGAAAAGGACAUGUAAUCUCCUGCUACCCCUCCCUCAGUUCCAUAGCCUUUAUUAAAUAGAGUAUUUGGUGUGUUGGUUUGGAAUUUUCUCUUCUAAAAGAUUAUCUUGUAGGAUUUAUUUUCUCUCCUACAACUCCCACCCUACAUCUUGAAAUUGCGGAUAUAAAUGAAUCUUUUUGGCUAAAGUAUGGGUUGUAUUUUAUUAUUAUCCCUUUGUUAUAUAGUGAUGUACUUUACUGUAAAGUUCAUUUAUAGAUUUAUUGUAGCUUUUUUAUUGUUGGAUUGUUUUCACAUUUGGUUGUCUUGAUGCUGUAUUUGUUCAUGUCCGAUGUGAACCCCUUUGAACUUCCUUCUGAAGGCAACAAAAGAGUUACAAAUAGGUGGCAUGAUCUCUGUCUUAGAGAAAUAAUAAAUACCUACGGUGUAGUUUUUCCUAAAAUCUCUCCUAUAGGAUAUCCACCACCUCUCCAUAUAUGUUUUCUCCAUCUAUUCAAUUUAAAUGUUAAUUGACUAGCAUAUCCUGUCUUCUGCCAGCUGAAUUUAAGGUCAAAAACAACACAGUUCUUCCCUGUUGUAACAACUUUAAUGAGGUGGUUGUUCUAAACUGGGCAUGGUAUGAAACCUUUUUUUAGAACUCGACUGUUCUUUGGUUUUUUAGGGUCUGGGACCUGGAAGGAAACUUGACCACUGACUUUGUUCUACGUUCUCCUGGAGUGAGUGUGGGCUGGCAUCCUGAAGAUGCCUUCAAGGUCAGUGUGGAACAGGCAAUUUUUCCUUUGUGAAGCACCUUUGAUUUACCGGUAGUUGGUCAUAGGUCACAAAACUGAAGCUUAUCUGAAUUCAAUCGUUUUUUGAACAAUCAAAAAUGCCAUCUCCAAAGCCAACAUGAGAUAACUCAUUCCUAUCCCCCAGCAACAUGAAAGUAUUCACAGACUUAUGAAUCAGCAUCUUUUAAGCACUGCAGCAGGCUGAGGUCUGUGUCAUGGCACAACAGAAUGAACUGAAUUGUCCUGGUACCUGAUCCUACAAAAGAAGUUCAAGCUCUACAGAUAGUUUAACCACCCAUGAGUUCUUCAAAAUAAUAUAUUUAAAGUAGGGCAGGGGUUCAUGAAGUGUAGACAAAAUUAGAGAUCAACCUGGCCUAUCUGUCCCCAAGUUCAGGACUGGGGAGAGGGGGCAGGUCUUCAUCCAGAGAUAUCUGGAUAGUACCAAGGCAUGGAGCAAGCCAAAGAUGUGACCUCUUGUUUUGGGGAAAGGUGGGUCCGUCAUUUACUUAAGUUUUACACCUUGGAAAUUGAGUCCCUAAAAGGGCAGUGUGAACAAGUUAGGCUUUGUAAAAUAUAAAUCCCUUAGCUGAUAUUGUAAUAUUUAUUACAGGGAUUCAGAUUUAAUUAGGUUUGGGAAGUAAAAAUUUAAGGUUUGCUGUUCAAAAGUUAUUGUAACUUCAUUUUACUUUUCUUUUAGUUAAUGGUUGCAGAGAAGAACGGAACAAUACGAUUCUAUGAUCUCGUCACCCACCAAGCUAUUUUGUCUCUCACAACUGAUCAAACACCACUGAUGUCAGCAAACUGGUGUUUAAAAAAUACUUUUAAAGUUGGAGCAGUUGCUGGAAAUGACUGGUUUAUCUGGGACAUUACUCGAUCUAGGUAUUUUUAUCAAUAGCUUUGCUCUUUUUUCUAUUUCUGUAACCUGUUCUUAAACUUUUACAUUCAUAUAAACAUAGGGGGUAACUAUGUCAAAGAUGAAUGAUCAAUUCCUUUUCUGGGGUUUUUAUAACUGUCCUGUAAACUGAAGUGUGGGUAUCACUUAGAAAUUGUUCUGUUUUCUUUUACAGUUAUCCUUUGGAUAAGAGACCUGUCCAUGCAGAUAGAGCUCGGUUAUUCAGGUAUUUUGUCCUAACCUGCAUCUGCUGAAGUGGGCUCUAUGAAUUUUUUUGUUAGCAUUGUUUGUUUUUGUCCUACAUGUAGUAUUUACUUUUCAGAAAUACUAUGCAGCUUCUCUUUUUGUAAGUAUACCAUGAAUUAAUUGUUAAUAUUUGCCCUGGUCUAUUAAGUCUCUUGAAGAAUAAGACUGUAACAAGAGAACGAGUAAGUAAAGGGAGAACUGCGACACAACUUAAAAAUAUUUUUAACAAAACCAUUGCCUUCUAAAUAAUCAUUUAAACAUUUUUUUUUUGGGGGGGGAGAGAAGAGUCUUUGAGGUAAUAGAUAAUAGUAAAAACCCUAAUUGAGAAGCAGCUUAUAGCAACCAGGUAAAAACGAGGUGGGGAGGGGGAGAAAAUUAUUUUUAAACAAGCAAUAUACUAUCGCUUUUUUCCAUAUAUAUCUGAUAGUGCUACAGAUCAAUUUGAUUUCUCACUUUGUGAGACAGAAAUACAUAUAAAGUAUUUGCUGCCUGCAUGAUUGGUUGUAGGUAACGUUUAUACUUAUAAAUGCAGAAAAAAAGAUAUUUGUGUAUACAUGUGUAAAUACAUAUAUACACAUUCUCUCUGACUGGGAAUCACCCAGUCAAAUUUAAACAUUCUCUUGAGUCUCAAGUGCUUAACUCUCAUUGAAAUCUAUUAGAUUCAAGGGUGCUAACUUUGACUGUAUUACAACCUGUGUAUUUAGUAUACUCUAUUUUAAUAUUUCUUUUAAGAACAUUUGUGGUUUGGGCUUCUGUAUAUAGGUGGUCCCGAGUCAAUGAAAACUUGUUUGCUACAACUGGAUAUCCAGGCAAAAUGACCAGCCAGCUUCUAGUCCAUCAUUUGGGACAUCCUCAGGUAAAGUUCAUGCAAAUAUAACAUGCAGAAUAGUAUUCUUACCUCCCCCCUCAUAACAAAAAUAUAAAAUGGGCUCUAAGAACUUAGCACGAUUGCAAGGCAGAUAAGACACAGUCCAGUGUGGAGGUUUUUGUUCUUUCGUCUUGUGUCUCAAAAUGAAUAUAAAUGGACUCAGUGUACUUUGAAACAACCUUAUCAGAACAUCUUGAGGAACACUGUCUGCAACUGUAGUGUCCAGAAUAAAGGGGAUGAAAAGCUCAUAGGCUGUGAUCCAAUGUGCUACUUUAGAUGUGAUCAAGGGUUUAGGCAAGCCCAAGGGAUUUUUUUACUUUCUCCUUUUAAACAGCAAACCCACCUGCCAUAUUGCAAACUGUUUUUGUUUUGUUUUUUUAAAUUGCCUCAUUUUCAAAAACAGUUUGCCAGAUUGCAUGGAGGCCUGCUGUUCAAGAAGCAGGCACAUCAGAACGAAAUCUGGAUUCCAUUGGCUUCACAGUGUAAUAGCUAGUUAGAAGUUUUGUGACACUGUGAUUGACUCUUUUUGAAAUGAUACCUCCACUCCUGAGGCUUCAUCUAAUUUCCAUUGUCUGUACAAGUUAAACUGGCUAUAAAACUGAACUUUAGAGAAGAAUGUCCAUUAAUAUACUGGAAAAAAACUUUUUUAAUUGCCUGAAUAUUUGCAGUCAAGCUCUCGACUUUCUGUCUCGGAAAGGAAUGCAAGGAUGAAGGGACUCAUGCACACAUAUGUAUUUUGCACAUCAUAUGUUACAUACACAUGGCUGAGCAUGCAUAAAGGCAGUUCCAAUGUCCUGUUUGCAGGACUUCAAGCAGGCAAAUUUUGAACCAGUUACUGAAAUCAAUGAGAUGAUAGCUUGUGAAGAGCAAAAUGUGUCCCAAGUUUAACUGAAUUUAAGGCAGGUAGUAUAGGUUCUUAUUUUAUUAUGUUUAAAUGUAUAUUAUUUAAAUUGAAUUGAAGAGUUUACAUCAUAUUCACCCAUCAAUGGCGCUAAAAGGCCAGCAGGUAAAAGGAGCAGAUUCCAGAUUAAAAAGCAAAACUUGAAACCUGGGGGUAUAAAAAAAAACUCUGCCUCCAGUACUGAAAAGACAACAAAGGGUGUGCCCAGGCAAGCCACUCCUUUGUUUUAAUUUUUUUAUCCAUGGUUUAUUAGGGUUUGCACAUUAUUACAUUAUUGGUUCAAGAUGCUUCAGAGAGCCACCUUGCACCUGGACAAGCCCAGCUUCUCUCCAAAGCAGCCUGCUUUAACCUGAGAUUCUCCUGAAUCUAAUAUACACCCUAACACAGACUAUAAAUUUGGAGAGCGAGUGGGUCUUGGUAGUUCUUGGGUAAGAACUUUGAAAUAGUUCCAUCUACGCUUGAGCUGGCACAACAGAUUUUUGUGAAGGGGUAGUAACAGGACCAGACUGAAGCAGUUGCUUCAGAUUGCAGGUACUAUAGAUGCAGUGCCAGACUUGUAGAAAGCUAUUGGGGGGGGGGGGCGGACACUCCCAAUUUAUUUAAAAGGGCUUGGGGCUGGAGACAUUUCCAGUGGCUUUUGGCUCUUAUAACCCUUUCUUUAAGUCAUUCUCUUCUGGCUUCUUGCUGCAAGUUUACAAGCAAGUUCCCCUGAGAUAUAUGAAAACAAUUUGGAAGGCGAAUGCAGGAGGUGAUUGCCGGGUCAUAGCAUUGCAGCUGAAGAGUUCUUUAGAAAUGAUUUUAAAAUUUAUGUCUUGUUGUGCUCUAGAUGUAAGAUAUCUAAUCUCCCUCUCUCUCUCUCUUUCCAGCCCAUUCUUAUCGGUUCUGCACCUGUAGGAUCUGGCUUAACAUGGCAUAGAACACUUCCAUUAUGUGCAGUGGGUGGAGAUCAUAAACUUUUUUUCUGGAUGACAGAAAUGUAACCAUUUAUAUAAAAUCUGGGAUUUUAACGUGAAGAUAUUAAAUUAAACAUAUUUUAUAUCGCUGUUUACUUGCCAAAUGAUAGAGAUAUACCAAAUGACUACAUACAAGGAACGAAGAAUCUUUGCUGUACUUUUUCUUUUCAAGGCUACAGAUGCAACCAGCUCCAUCAAAGCAGGGUUUUUUUGUUGGGGAGGGGAGUUUGUAAUAAAAUAUUAUUGUCUCUCUUGAGCAAGAUGUAUUGUUUCUUCACCUUGAAGACAGGCUAGCUAAAAUGUUAAAAUUAAAGUUAUGCAUUUGGUCUUGGUGGGGACCUUCCGUGCAAAUCUUGUAGAAAUACAGGGAAACAUUUUCUUGUUCAGUUCUCAUUUAUUCAGUAGGGUGCACAUGAGAAACAUUCCAGAUAUUAAGGUACUAUUAACUUGGCACAUAAUACGGUUAUAAUUCAGAUAUUUAUAUUCUCGCUAGAGAACCAGACCAGUAUACUAGAUAGGGUGC